Molecule: messenger RNA, 4135 nt
Organism: Nylanderia fulva
Lineage: Eukaryota; Metazoa; Arthropoda; Insecta; Hymenoptera; Formicidae
Source: RefSeq, a predicted model, not a curated record
AUUUGCGUCUUAUUAUCUUUAUCUUGCAUUCUUUUUACGUAAUCAUGCUAUCUCUCAUAUGUUUAGUCCAAACAAAGGAGUAUAAUUUUUAUGUACACUUUUGGAGUUCUUUAUACAUUUAAUAGAGCUUUUAUCAGUUUUAUUACGACAAUCAUCAUUCUCGAAUGGGAAUUCACUAUAAGCCUAACAACGUUACAUUUACAUAUAGUAUAGGUAUCAGUGACAUGAUGUCGUUCUGCAUUCUCGAUAAUUAUCUGUUACUUUUAAUAGUCGUAAGUCUAAAUGCAAUGCUAAUUGUGAGUUUACAACCUGAGCUGAAAUUGGUUAAUGUGGUGUUUAGACAUGGCGAUCGAACACCCGGAAAAAUGAGACAUGAAAUGUAUCCAAACGAUCCAUAUGUAAAUUAUUCAUUCUAUCCGAUAGGCGACGGUGAAUUAAUUAAUCAAGGCAAGAAACGCGAAUAUGAAUUGGGACAAGCCUUGCGCAACAGAUAUAGAGACUUCCUAGGCGAUAUGUAUCUACCAAAGCUCGUCAAGGCUCACACUUCAGAUACUGAGAGAACGAAGAUGUCCCUACAACUUGUUCUAGCUGCCUUGUUUCCGCCUACGGAUACACAACGAUGGAAAACUGAUUUAAACUGGCAACCAAUUCCGGCGACGUAUGUGCCACGUAUGAAUGACAAAUUUUUCUUGGGAAACGAGUGUCCACAAUUCAUCAACGAAUACAAUCGCAUACGGAAUUUGCCAGAAAUAAAAAAAAGAUUGUCCCAAUUGAAGAACCCAAUGAAUAAGUUGACAGAGUUAACCGGUAAAAAUAUCGAAACGCCUAUGGAUUUCUAUCAUUUAUAUCAAACUUUUGUGGUGGAGUAUUUCAUGAAUCUGACCCUUCCUAAUUGGGCGUACGAUUACUUUCCUGACGGUCCUCUGUUCGAUGGACUUAUACUCGCAUUUAAUUUUCUCAAUUUUAAUCCUUCAAUGAGAACACUCUUCACAGGUUCGAUGAUUCGUGGGAUAUUAGACAAUAUGAUAGUUGCAAAAAAUCCGAACCCACCGAAUACAAAAAUUUAUUUAUAUAGUGGACAUGAUGGUAAUAUUGUGAAUUUGUUGCAAAUUUUCGGUGUAUACGAGCCACAUUUUGUGGCGUAUUCCAGCGCAUUUGUUACUGAAUUGUAUGAGUUCAAUCAAGAAUAUUAUGUCAAGUUAUUUAGACAUGGUGAUCGAACACCCAACUUCCUGGGCGAUCUGUAUCAACCCAAGCUCGUCAUGGGUCACAGUUCGGAUACUCAUACAACGAAAAUGUCCCUGCAACUUGUUCUAGCUGGAUUGUUUCCGCCUACGGAUACUCAACAAUGGAACAAUGAUUUAAACUGGCAACCGAUUCCGAUUACAUAUGUACCACGUGUCACCGACAAUUUUUUCUUGAGUUAUGAGUGUCCACAAUAUAUUGACGAAUACAAUCGUAUAAUAAAUUUACCCGAAAUUGAAAAGAAAAAGUCUCAAAAUAAGAACGUACUGAGCAAGUUAACAGAACUAACUGGUAAGAAUAUUGAGACGCCUAUAGAUUGGUUGGCUUUAUAUCAAACUUUUCUUUCGGAGUCGUUUAUGAAUCUAACUCUCCCCAAAUGGGCUUAUGAUUAUUUUCCUGACGGUCCAUUGUUGGAUGGAGUUGCAUUAAUAUAUGAUAUUGGAAAUUACAAUGCUUUAACAAGAAGACUUUUCAGUGGCCCGAUGCUUCGUGCGAUGGCAAACAAUAUGUUAGCAGCAAAAAAUCCGAACCCACCGAAUACAAAAAUCUAUUUAUACAGUGGUCACGAUAGUAACAUUGCGGUUUUAUUGCAAAUUUUCGGCGUAUACAAACCACAUUUACCAGCGUAUUCCAGCGCAUUUGUUACAGAAUUGUAUAAGUUCAAUCAAGAAUAUUAUGUCAAGUUGCUGUAUUAUCGAGGCAUUCCGCCGAUUUUCGAAGAACUUCAAAUCCCAGGUUACGAUGUUUUAUGUUCUUUCAACAAGUUCUUGGAUUUUAUGAAAGAUCUAUUUCCAUUAAACGACGAAAUAAUUUGCGACAAAAGGCAGACGCCUGAUUUUGCCCACAUAAAAUAUCCUGUCGAUUUGCAGAAAAUUACAUUAAGCAUCAGUAACAUGAUGCUCAUUCUUCAAAAUUAUUUGUCACUUCUCGUAAUUAUAAGUCUAAACACGAUGCUAAUCGUGAGUAUACAACCUGAGCUGAAAUUAGUUAAUGUGUUAUUUAGACAUGGUGAUCGAACACCCGAGAAACACGAAAUAUUUCCGAAUGAUCCAUAUAUCAAUGAUUCAUUCCGAUCGAUAGGUCGAGGUGAAUUAACUAAUCAAGGCAAGAAACGCGAAUAUGAAUUGGGACAAGCCUUGCGCAAUAGAUAUAAAGAUUUCCUGGGCAAUCUGUAUCAACCCAAGCUCGUCAUGGCUCACAGUUCGGAUACUGAGAGAACAAAAAUGUCUCUGCAACUUGUUCUAGCUGGUUUGUUUCCGCCUGCGGAUACUCAACGAUGGAAAGCUGAUUUAAACUGGCAACCGAUUCCGAUUACAUAUGUACCACGUGUCGUCGAUAAUUUUUUCUUGAGUAACGAGUGUCCACAAUACCUCGAUGAGUAUUUUGGUAUUUUGAAUCUGCCCGAAAUGGAAAAGAAGAAUUCUCAAUUUAAGAACAUACUGAGCAAGUUAACAGAACUAACUGGUAAGAAUAUUGAGACGCCUGUGGAUUGGGUAGAUUUAUAUCAACUUUUUCUUUCGGAGUCGUUUAUGAAUCUGACCCUUCCCAAUUGGGCUUACGAUUACUUUCCUGACGGUCCACUGUUCGAUGCAGUAGUAUUCGCAUAUAAUACUGCGAAUUAUAAUCCUUUAAUAAGAAGACUUUUCAGUGGCCCGAUGCUUCGUGCGAUGGCAAACAAUAUGUUAGCGGCAAAAAAUCCGAACCCACCGGAUACAAAAAUCUAUUUAUAUAGUGGUCACGAUAGUAACAUUGCAGUUUUGUUGCAAAUUUUCGGUGUAUACAAGCCACAUUUUCCGGCGUAUUCCAGCGCAAUUGUAUUAGAAUUGCAAAAAAUCAAUCAAGAAUAUUAUGUCAAGCAAGGCAAAGCUCGUGAAUAUGAAUUGGGACAAGUCCUGCGCAACAGAUAUAAAGAUUUCCUGGGCGAAUUGUAUCUGCCUAAGCUUAUCAUGGGUCAUAGUUCGGAUUACGAUAGAACGAAAAUGUCCCUGCAACUUGUUCUAGCUGCCUUGUUUCCGCCUACCGAUACUCGUCAACGAUGGAACGCUGAUUUAAAUUGGCAACCGAUUCCGACAACAUAUAUUCCACGUGUCGACGACAAUUUUUUUCUAAGUGACGAGUGCCCACAAUUCCUCGAUGAAUACGAGCGUAUACUGAAUUUGCCCGAAAUAAAACAGAAAAUGUCCCAAUUUACAGACAUCAUGAAUAAAUUGACAGAUCUAACGGGUAAAAAAAUCGAGAAGCCUUUGGACUUGUAUUAUUUAUAUCAUACUUUUGUAUCGGAGUCGUCUCUGAAUCUGACUCUUCCCAACUGGGCGUACGAUUACUUCCCUGACGGUCCAUUAUUCGAUGGAAUUGUAACCGCAUAUGACAUUGCUAAUUUUACUCCUUUAAUAAGAAGGCUUUACGCUGGCCCGGUGAUUCGCGCAAUGUUGGACAAUAUGAUAAUCGCGCAAAUGCCCCACACAAAAUCACUGGAUACAAAAAUCUAUUUGUACAGUGGUCAUGAGAGCAACAUUGCAACGAUGUUGCAUGCAUUUAACUUGUACAAGCCUCAUGUUCCUGAGUAUUCCAGCGCGGUUAUUUUAGAAUUAUUACAGCAAGAUAAACAGUAUUACGUUAAGUUUUUAUAUUAUCGGGGCAUUCCAUCCAUCAUCGAAGAACUUCAGAUCCCAGGUUGUGAAAAACUCUGUGUAUUCCACAAGUUCUUAAAUCUAAUUCAGGAUCUGAUUCCGUCCGAUGAAGAGAUGGUUUGCGAUAAGAGAAAGACUACGGAUUAUGCUAAGACGGAAUAUUCUGCCACGUUGCAGAGCAAAAUGUACAAAUUAAUCAGUAAUAGCGCAAAACUUUAAUUAAAAUGUUACACACAUAAAGUUAUAUUAAAUAUUCAUAA